Bubalus bubalis (water buffalo) is the source of this 531-nucleotide messenger RNA. RefSeq names its product keratin-associated protein 5-8-like. The record is from RefSeq and is a predicted model, not a curated record. Bases 19 to 531 code for a protein of 170 amino acids. The transcript has a single exon. NCBI's taxonomy places the organism in Eukaryota, Metazoa, Chordata, Mammalia, Artiodactyla, Bovidae.
CCUCAACCCACCAGAACCAUGGGCUGCUCUGGCUGUUCCGGAGGCUGCGGCUCCAGCUGCGGGGGCUGCGGCUCCAGCUGCUGUGUGCCCGUCUGCUGCUGCAAGCCCGUGUGCUGCUGUGUGCCAGCCUGCUCCUGCUCCAGCUGUGGCAAAGGGGGCUGCGGCUCCUGUGGGGGCUCCAAGGGGGGCUGCGGCUCCUGUGGGGGCUCCAAGGGGGGCUGUGGCUCCUGUGGGGGGUCUAAAGAGGGCUGUGGCUCCUGUGGCUGCUCCCAGUCCAGCUGCUGUGUCCCCGUUUGCUGCUCCCAGUCGAGCUGCUGCAAACCCUGCUGCUCCCAGUCCAGCUGCUGUGUGCCCGUGUACUGCUGUGUGCCAGCCUGCUCCUGUUCCAGCUGUGGCAAAGGAGGCUGCGGCUCCUGCGGGGGCUCCAAGGGGGGCUGUGGCUCCUGUGGCUGCUCCCAGUCCAGCUGCUGCAAACCCAGCUGCUCCCAGUCCAGCUGCUGUGUCCCCAUGUGCUGCCAGUGCAAGAUCUGA